Trichophyton rubrum CBS 118892 is the source of this 914-nucleotide messenger RNA. RefSeq lists its product as uncharacterized. The transcript has a single exon. NCBI's taxonomy places the organism in Eukaryota, Fungi, Ascomycota, Eurotiomycetes, Onygenales, Arthrodermataceae. The coding region runs from base 236 to 625 and encodes 129 amino acids. The record is from RefSeq and is a predicted model, not a curated record.
UUGCAGAUUCAUGCAGGGUUUCUUUAUCUUAAUGUGAUUUUUACUCUUCCUCUUCAUAGAGGGGUGUCCUUAUUUCUUUUCACCCAAGGCCGUCUUAUCCAAGGAAUUAUGCAGUGACGCGAUGGACUGUAGGUCCAUUAACCUAUUUGAUCAUUCGAUUGCUUAAAAAAGCUAUAUCUGCUCACGUUAUAGGUGUUCUCAGAGCUGGUCAUCCCUCUGGUCAAUUUCUCAAGAUAUGACACCUGUCCCAAGAAUCCUUUUGCUACGCUGCAGGCACAUUGACUCGCCACUUCUACGUAUAUGCCCUCUCAAACCCCCACGGGCUCUUGGAGCUAAAACAGCCUGCGAGAAUGUCAUGGAGAAUUACAAAUCGUCUUCUUCUCCCUUCGGCCUUCUGUCAUACGCCAUCGUUGUGGCUCUUACUAAUAGCUUGUACCAAAAAGGACGGACGAUGCAUAUCUUUCUUAUCGAUAUGCAACUCAAUUUCCAAGGCUACCUACUACCUCUGCCCUGCCCUUCUCCCUAUUCUUCCCCAGCGUUUCGUAUUUCCAUCUCGUACAUGGCUUGCCUGAGCGAUAUCAGUUCGUGGAAUUCGUACGGGCGGCUCUGUCUGAUGUCUCUCUGAGUCCCAGAUGUCCAGAAUGUCUGCAUUCCGGUUAACCAUGCAAGUAAUUCCUGCACAUCAGAUAUCUACCUCGAGUUUCUCACGGUAUAUCCUAGUGCAACUAACUCAAUAAUCCGGUCAAAUAGCUGUUCACGAACUCUCGAGAGUUCUGGACUUUGCCCCGGCUGUGUUGCAUAAUAUAUUGCAUGAGCACAACGUAUGCACACAACCGGUAUUCUAUAUACUGUGAAAGCGUAUGAAUGACUCCCAAGGCCAUUUUUUUCGUUUUUCCCAUAUUCUGAGAGAAACA